Purpureocillium takamizusanense is the source of this 2104-nucleotide messenger RNA. RefSeq lists its product as uncharacterized. The transcript has a single exon. Gene Ontology annotation, molecular function: phytanoyl-CoA dioxygenase activity. Gene Ontology annotation, biological process: fatty acid alpha-oxidation. The record is from RefSeq and is a predicted model, not a curated record. Lineage: Eukaryota; Fungi; Ascomycota; Sordariomycetes; Hypocreales; Ophiocordycipitaceae. Bases 382 to 1701 code for a protein of 439 amino acids.
CCUCGCCUCCCCGCACCUCGAAACAACUCGUCCGUCAACCUAGCCUAAACACCAUAUAUCAGCAGCAACCCAGUCAAAACUUCCUUUCCUAAGAAACAAACUUAUCUACGUGCUGCUGCUUCCCCCGACAGUUGCCUCAGAGCUGCUUGCAUAUCGUGGCGAGAUCUUAAAUCUUCCCCCGCACCUAAAACCUCCAGACUCGCUCAUCAGCAGCACUACACAACAAUUGACCAUCAUCACAUUUCAGUCAGGCGCACUCACUCACCCAUCCACUCACUCACCACCCCCGCACUUCCUCAAGAGUCAAAAAAGAGUUCAACCCAAAGCCAACCAACCCGCGUCUUACAACCAGUCAGUCAGUCAGUCAGUCAGAGUCACACAAUGGCAGGCAUCGAAACAACCCACACCCCAGCCGCCUCCGGCGCCCCCGUCCCCGUCCCCGUCCCCGACCCGCCGCCGCGACGCCUCUACUCCGCGUCCGAUGAGCCGCCUUCCCUCGACGCCCUCAAGUCCCUCUGCGCCCAGACCGCCACCGCGGCGCAGUACCCCCUCGCCGCCUCCAUCGAGCUCAACGUCCCCGUCUACGCCCUCCCCGCCUACCCCGCCGCCACGCCCGCCCUGCGCGCCGCCCUGCAGGACGAGUGGUACCGCGUGCUGCUCCGGGGCCCGGGCGUCUUCGUCGUGCGCGCCCUCGUGCCCGACGGGAGGCUCGUCGACGCCGCCAGCGCCGUGUUUCGCGACAUCAUCGCCCGCGAGAGGAGGCGGCAGCGCUCUUCCGCUGAUGGGGACCGGGGCGGCGGGGAUGGUGGAGACGGGAGAGAAGGAGAGGGAGGAGAGGGAGUAGGAGGAGGAGCAGGAGGAGGAGAUCACUUUGCCGGCGCGGGCCACAACGACCGCAUCUGGAACUCCUUGGGCAAGCACGCCCUCGCCGACGCGUCCUCCUUCGUGCGCUACUACGCCAACCCCUGGCUCGCCCUCAUCGCCGCCUCCUGGCUCGGCCCGGGCUACCGCCUCACCGCGCAGGUCAACAACGUCCGGCCCGGCUCCCGCGCCCAAGUCUGCCACCGAGACUACCACCUGGGCUUCAUGUCUGCGGCGCAGUGCGCGCGCUUCCCCCGCGCCGCCCACACCGCCACCCAGUUCCUCACCCUGCAGGGCGCCGUCGCCCACGCCGACGCGCCCCCCGAGAGCGGCCCCACGCGCCUCUUGCCCUUCAGCCAGGCCUUCGCCGAGGGCUACCUCGCCUUCCGCCGGCCCGAGUUCGACGCCUACUUUCUUGGUAGCUACGUGGCGCUGGCGCUGCGCAAGGGCGACGGCCUCUUCUUCAACCCGGCUCUGUUCCACGCCGCGGGUGAGAAUAACUCGCACGACGUGGAGCGCAUGGCCAACUUGCUGCAAAUUAGCAGCGCCUUUGGUAAGCCUAUGGAGACCAUCGAUACGCGGCCACUGGUCGAGAGUUGCUGGGAUGAACUGCGGCGGCUGCACGCCGAGCAGGGUAUGAGCGAUGAAGUCUUAGCAGUUGUCGCCGCUCUCGCCGAAGGGUACCCCUUCCCGACCAACCUCGACAGAAACCCACCGCGGUCCGACGACAUGGCGCCCCAGUCAGAGCAGGAUGUGAUUCUGCGAUGCCUCAAGGAGCAUUUCAGUAGAGAGGAUGUACUCGCCGCAUUGGAUAAGCACAGGUUCACGUCACAGGCAUAGCAGGCAGGUACAUGUCAUCUUUUACCCACUGAAUGGAGGUUGCUUGUUGGGGGAGCAUCCUAGGGAGUUCCCUGAUAAUGGCCCAUGGAAAGGCGUAUAUGAAAAGGGCUUGAGCUGGACUGUGGCAGCACUGAAAGCGCACAUGGCCCAGGGCCUCGUCGGUCACCAUCGUGACCAGACGAAGAAAGUAACUGUUGCAUCACCGCGUAUCUUGUGAGCAGCCGCUCUCGUGCCUAGGUUUGACCCGGCAACAAGUAGCCUGCGCUCAUGACCACGCGAUCAGCGCCUCGGCCAGCGCAGCAGCACCGCCGCGAGGAUCACAGGCAACACACUCACCAGCUCUCCGAGCCCCGCGAAUUGGGGCGGAAUUCUGGCCUUGACAAGAGCCCCAGACGCGAGCAGC